This is a messenger RNA of Penicillium antarcticum, 996 nucleotides long. Its product is annotated as glycosyltransferase family 32 protein. Gene Ontology annotation, biological process: mannosyl-inositol phosphorylceramide biosynthetic process. The coding region runs from base 1 to 996 and encodes 331 amino acids. Gene Ontology annotation, molecular function: mannosyltransferase activity. Lineage: Eukaryota; Fungi; Ascomycota; Eurotiomycetes; Eurotiales; Aspergillaceae. The record is from RefSeq and is a predicted model, not a curated record. The transcript has a single exon.
AUGGUAGCUUCCUUGGGAAAGGGGAUGAGAAAGCUCGUCGUUCUGGUAGCCACCUCUCUCACGGUUUUUGCUACCUAUCGUCUCAGCCAUGCUGGAGAUCCUGUUCUCACCAGCGGGUUGUCCGAGACUAUCAAAAUAAUUAACGGAUGCACUGCUCUCGAACCUCGCGAUAACUUGACCGAUAUCCCUGACUUUGGAAUACCCAACACUGUCCACCAAAUAUGGAAGACAGCCAACAUCCAAGAAUAUUUUUCGAAGAUAAAACCAUCCCAAGAGGCAUGGAAGACCCUACUGGAGCCCCAAAAUUACACCAUCAAGCUUUGGACUGACGAUGAUGUCCUUGAGCUCAUCAAGUCCAAAUACACAUGGCUGCUGCCAACAUACACGAACUACCCUUACAACAUCCAACGUGCCGACAUCGCCAGACUGCUGGUUGUACAUACCGAAGGCGGUAUCUACGCUGAUCUGGAUGUUUAUCCAGAGUCAGCCGAGCAGAUAAAAUGCCUCCAACAUCUAGGCUUGCAAGCAAUAUUCUCCCCAACAACAGGUACUCUCGGUCUAAGUAAUCACUUCUUUAUGGCUGAGCGUGAUGCUCCAGUCCUACAGUGGUUACUUUAUGAGGCAAAGCGGCGGGGACGUGGUCUGAAGCCGCGAUGGAUAGCUCUGCCGUACCUACAGGUCUUCUGGUCUACGGGGCCUAUGAUGUUGACAGCAGCAUUCAAAGAAUACUCCUGGAUAUAUGGAUCAUUAUGGGAUAUCUUGGGGCUUCUAGACGAAGGGUAUAGUGGUACAGUGAUACAACAUGCUGCUGGGCGGUCAUGGCAUGCGUUGGACGGACAGGUGCUGAAUUACAUUGCGGAUCAUUUGGAGAUGGGGCUACAUAUAAAGGGCGUUGCAUGUAUUGUUAUGGUAGUAGGAAGUAUUUAUGUUGUUAGGAGAUACUAUGGUAGACGGUACUCCAGGGGAGGUACAGAGCCACGGAUUGCCCAAUGCUAG